Messenger RNA from Anopheles arabiensis, 1889 nucleotides. It is a transcript of the gene Rpn3, whose product is annotated as probable 26S proteasome non-ATPase regulatory subunit 3. The coding region runs from base 189 to 1679 and encodes 496 amino acids. The transcript has a single exon. Lineage: Eukaryota; Metazoa; Arthropoda; Insecta; Diptera; Culicidae. Gene Ontology annotation, molecular function: enzyme regulator activity. Gene Ontology annotation, biological process: ubiquitin-dependent protein catabolic process; regulation of protein catabolic process. Gene Ontology annotation, cellular component: proteasome complex; proteasome regulatory particle, lid subcomplex. The record is from RefSeq and is a predicted model, not a curated record.
UCGAAUUUCCAUGACUUGGCACAAAACACACACAAAACACAUCGUCCGUGCAUCGCGAAUAAAUCUCGCUACUCUUUGUGAAGCAUUUGCGAAAAAACCCCCUGCGGCACAUAUCGGAGUGCAGCGUAAAGGAUAAGCGUAGCCCGUCGUGUGUGUGAUAAAAGAAUUGUUUGUCGUCCGUUUUAGCGAUGGUUUCGCAGACUGCAGCAGCGGCCGCCCCAGCCGACCCCAUCGUGGAUGUGGAGAUGGAAAGUGCCGAAGAUGCGGAGGCCGCAAAGAAAGACGCGGAGCUGCUGGCGGUCCAGGAAAUCCGUGACCAUGCCCGACAGAUCGACAAGGCGGUCGUGAGCAAGGAGCCGCGCUUCAUACUGCGCGUGCUGCGUUCGCUUCCGACGACGCGCCGCAAGCUGGCGCUGGUGGUGGUGCGCUCGCUGGCCGUGCAGCUGUACCCGGCCGGACCGGAGCGUGACGGAAUAAUGGCGUACAUCGAGGACUAUCCGGCCGGAGCGCAGGAGCCGGAGCUGCCCCGUCCCCGCGCCGCCAUCAAGAGCCCGGUGCCGGAGGUGGACGCUUACUUCCAUCUGCUGCUGCUGGUGCGCCUGCUGGACAAGAACGAUCUGCCGAAGGCGACCAAAUGCUCGCAGGAUCUGAUGGCGAAGGUGGUCGGGCAGAACCGCCGAUCGCUGGAUCUGAUUGCGGCCAAGAGCUACUUCUACCACUCGCGGGUGGCCGAACUGAACAACGAUUUGGAAAGUAUUCGCUCGUUCCUACACUCCCGGCUGCGUACGGCCACACUGCGGAACGAUUUCGAGGGCCAGGCGGUGCUGAUCAACUGUCUGCUGCGCAACUAUCUGCACUACUCGCUGUACGAUCAGGCGGACAAGCUGGUGAACAAGUCGGUGUUUCCGGAAACGGCCAGCAACAACGAGUGUGCCCGCUUCCUCUACUACCUGGGGCGCAUCAAGGCGGCCAAGCUGGAGUACAGUGUGGCGCACAAGCAGCUGGUACAAGCGCUGCGGAAAGCACCCCAGCAGGCCGCGGUCGGAUUCCGCCAGACGGUGCAAAAGCUGGUGAUCGUGGUGGAGCUGCUGCUUGGCGAUAUACCAGAGCGGAAGGUGUUCCGACAGGCUGCACUGCGCCGCUCGCUCGGCCCCUACUUCCAGCUUACUCAAGCGGUGCGGAUGGGCAAUCUGCAGCGUUUCGGCGAGGUGCUGGUUAACUUUGGCGAACAGUUCCGUCAGGAUCACACGUUCACGCUGAUCAUUCGCUUGCGGCACAACGUCAUCAAGACGGCGAUCCGUUCGAUCGGCCUGGCGUACUCGCGCAUCAGCCCGCAGGAUAUUGCGCGCAAGCUUGGCCUGGAUUCGCCCGAAGACGCCGAGUUCAUCGUGGCGAAGGCGAUCCGCGACGGCGUGAUCGAGGCCACGCUCGAUCCCGAGAAGGGGUACAUGCGCAGCAAGGAGAGCACCGACAUCUACUCGACCCGUGAACCGCAGCUCGCUUUCCAUCAGCGCAUUUCGUUCUGUCUGGAUCUGCACAAUCAGAGCGUGAAGGCGAUGCGCUACCCGCCCAAGUCGUACGGAAAGGAGCUGGAAAGCGCCGAGGAGAGACGGGAACGGGAGCAGCAGGAUCUGGAGCUGGCGAAGGAGAUGGCCGAGGAGGAUGACGAUGGAUUCUAAGCACUCGGCAGCAAAAAAAAAAGGAACAUCAACAUCAGAGAAAAGCUAUGCGCCCUGGUGUAUCCAAGCGUUUGGAGUGUUGGAGAUCGUAUCUUACAAAACACAAACUCCAGAAAUAGGUUCAUUUAAUGGUUUGUUCGUCGUGCAAAAUGCGUAUUUCCCUUUUUUGAAUAAUAAAGAUAGGAACUGCUACAAUUUCUACACCUAAAA